Jaminaea rosea is the source of this 1816-nucleotide messenger RNA. RefSeq lists its product as hypothetical. The transcript has 2 exons. NCBI's taxonomy places the organism in Eukaryota, Fungi, Basidiomycota, Exobasidiomycetes, Microstromatales. Bases 165 to 1322 code for a protein of 385 amino acids. The record is from RefSeq and is a predicted model, not a curated record.
AUCGUUCGACAAGGAAGAGGCAAUGCCGUCACGCCUGGUUGCCCCCGCGCCCUGCCUGCCGCCGCGCGGCCUCGCCCUGCCUCGACUCGACGGAAAGGCGGAUGGAUGCGCAGCAGCCGUGCCUCCCUUCUUACCUCCGUACCACCACCUAGACCUCUGCCGCGAUGUCUUCCUCCAACGUACCAACCGAUAUGCCAUGCCAUCGCUGCUACACACACGACCUCGACUGCAUCCCCGGAGAAGAUGGGCAGUCAUGCACGGAGUGCGCAAAGAAGGGCGAGGGGCGAUGCAAUGCAGGAGGUCGAAUCCCCUGCUACACGAGGGACACAGACCUGCGUCGUCGUCUCUACAUCGCUGCCUUCCGCGCUUCCUUCCUCGACUCUGCCCGACCGGAUCCCAUCAAUCCAGACUCGAGGGAACUCGCUCGUAGUGCCGGGCACGAUCAAGUAAAGCGUCUUUACCAGUACAGGAGGGCAAAUUGGCUUGGUCCUAAGAGUAACACCAUUCAGCAAGAGCUCGAGUGGCUCGGCUGGAGGCUCAACUUUGCCAAAGGACCAAGCCACUGGAGAGCUAUGCCGGAGCUUUUCCUGGGCAAGAGGGCCCCUCGCCCAAAGAGGACGGUGCAGCCCGCCUCUUCAAGCAAUUACCCCUCCCUUCCCAUGCAAGGCUCGGCCCAUAGCGCUGUCCGCCGGCCCGCGCAGCCCUCACACGCCGCGAAGCCCUCGCAACUUGUCCUCGAAAUCUCUGACUCGUCCUCGUCCGGCGGCGAGCAAGCGCCGCGUCUUCAGCCUCAACGCAAGCGCGUCAAGCCUGCCCUGGCCAAUUCGAAUGGCGGGCUCACCCUUGGUGGCAUCGAUCCCUGGGCAAGUCGCGGCAGGGCUAUCUUUGGGACUUCGCCGCGCCGCUCUGCUCUCUACAGCGACGAGGAAGAAGAGGAUGAAGGCGAGGCAGAAGUGCAUGCUGAGAAUGCCGUGAUUGAGAAGGAGCGCGGACAUUGCGCCGUGGUACAACGCAAAUCGGAGGAACAGCAGGAGGGACGCCAGAGCGGCGUGGCUGGCAGCGACUACGACGACUGCAACGACUGGGACGAGCCCCUACCCGACGACGAUGUGGCUGAAGAAGUCAUGGGCCGUCUCCUCCCGCUCCGCCUGCCGCAUAACGAGGAGGAGGCACAUCAAAGGCUAGAUGACAUCUGCACGCUCAUCGCCUACCUUCCCCGUCUGGCUGAAGGAGCCGCCGUCUUGGAGCAGUACCUGGUUGCGGGCGGCGUUGACAUGGGCAGGCGUCGCCCUUGGCUGCGCUUUCUUCGUCGCAGAGGCUAAGGCGUGCCUCUUCUCGUUUUUCCUUCCCGCCCUUUCGUACCGUGGGCAUCAACACCUCUCACACAUCCAUCUCAUCUCAACUCUCAUCCUCGAGUAGCAUAGAAAGCAAGUCACCCGUAAUACCCGCCCUCGUCAUUCAUUUUCAAAUCCAACAUCAACGCCACGUCAUGUCAUCGACUGGCCCGUCGCGCCAAAGUCAUCAACAAUAGCCCUCGAGCCACAUUCCUCCGACAAAGCAGCCGGCAUCUCAUCCGCGAGUGCUGUACAAGACCUUCGCUAUUCAGUUUUGCUCCGCCACUUCUCAAUCUAGCGAGCUACAAGAGCUUUCCAUCAGUAUCACGCAGAGAAACCUCUUCCGGACAAGGGCCAAUCGCACCACCGAUCGCGCAUCAAGCUCCUAUCGCGCUCCUUGACUCAACAUGCAGCGUCCACCAGCACUGCUCGAGGCCGCCAUCGAGCCUUCUUUCUUGACGACGCACGCUCACGCUUCGAUG